Messenger RNA from Neoarthrinium moseri, 1785 nucleotides. RefSeq lists its product as uncharacterized. The transcript has a single exon. NCBI's taxonomy places the organism in Eukaryota, Fungi, Ascomycota, Sordariomycetes, Amphisphaeriales, Apiosporaceae. The record is from RefSeq and is a predicted model, not a curated record. Bases 1 to 1785 code for a protein of 594 amino acids. Gene Ontology annotation, cellular component: plasma membrane. Gene Ontology annotation, biological process: adenylate cyclase-activating G protein-coupled receptor signaling pathway. Gene Ontology annotation, molecular function: G protein-coupled receptor activity.
AUGGCUCCUGAGAUCCAAUAUCAUGGAUUCAUCCAACCGAGGAAUGAGACGCCACCGUCAAAUGCCACAUUGUCGGACAAUGAGAUCCUGGCCCUCGAGGCAGUUUCACUGUCUUUCGCAACCAUCAGUGUCUUCGCGGCGUUCGUGGCAUUCUACUGGUUCGUGAGGAUGAGGAGGAGUUUCAGACAAGAUCUCAUAAUGCUGCUCAUUCAGAGCGACAUGAUGAAGGCAUUUUGGCUUAUGCUAUGUCCCAUCGUCUAUUUUAUCUCAGGGCCUGACGGGCCCAUCAACACAGGCAGCGGCUUCUGCCAACUGAGCGGCUUUCUCCUCACUGCGGCUGUGGAAGCCUCGGACAUUGCAGUACUCAUGAUUGCACUUCACUCAGCAUUGUACAUCCUCAGACCGCAGAGAUCUGGAGGAGACAAUGGCCUUUAUCCGUAUCGCCGAUACGCCUACGGCAUCUGGCUUGUUGUACCUAUCAUCCUCUCAGCACUCGUCCCACUCACUGGAGCCCGCUUCGAGAACAUUGGGCCGUUCUGCUAUCUACCCACUCGGCCAUUAUGGUAUCGAGCAUACCUCAACUGGAUUCCGCGAUACAUAAUCUUCGGCGUCAUUUUCCUGGUCUAUGCUUUCCUUUACAUACACGUGGCGUGGAGAUUUCGGCGGCUGAGAAAAGAUCAGAGGCGAGUCAGCAUGCUCGGUAGCAUUUCCCCUGCAAAAGGUCAAAGACAGAAGCCCAAAUUUAGUCAGGAUCUGCCUCCUACGCCACAGCUUGCAUAUAACGGUCUUCUGGACUCAUCACCCCGACGGACAAUGGAUGGUGGACACCGAGGUAGACAACCCUCAAUCACAUCGGAUGUCAGCUUUCUGAAGCUGGACGAUGGUAGCUCUGUACCCCUCGCCGGAACUCCAGAGCCUCCCAUGAAGCCGGCUGAUGCUACCGCUGGGAACUGGACCGAUCCAAGCUACGACAUAUCAUCGCGGAUCCCUCAACAAUCAGACAGGCCAGAAUCAACCCUUGCGUCGCCCACAGAUGGCUCUUUCGCGUUGAAUACACCCGAAGUACUUCCAACACCAACUAGACCGGACUUUUCACAAUCUACACGGCGAACAGCUGGUCCUUCACAUUCUACUGAUCACUCCAUCAGGCGUGCGGUAUUGAAGCCUUUCGGCAGACGGCCGGCGUCCUUGGAUCGCGGGACCACCGUGCAUUCGCAUCCUACGGUUUUGGGAAUCCUGCAUCGAAGGCCAGCCCCAUCCGUGGCCGGUUCAACCUCAUCAUCACCUUCAUUGUCACUCAGCCAGUCUGUGACCGAGGAUGCUCUCCGCAGAUCUCGGGCCAAGAUGAACCGACAACUGCGGCUUCUAUUUAUUUACCCAUUGAUAUACAUCCUCGCCUGGAUAGCACCCUUUGCAUCCCACGUCUAUAAACAGAGAACCCUCGACGACGCCUCGCAACCAUAUCCCUUGUUCAUUGCCAGUGUUGCUAGUCUUUGUAUAGGGGCUGCUGUGGAUUGCUCCUUCUUCAGUGCGUGGGAGAAACCGUGGCGGCACCUGAAAGGAGGUUUUUGGGAAGGCCUGGCGAAAAGGGUCAAGCUAGGACAUCAUGUCCGUGCUGGCGGCCGAACUAGAGAAGAGGAGCUACGGGAUGCGACUACAGCGCUUGACAGAAGAAAUCGCGAGAACGCAGAUCGAGAAGCGGCAGCAGCCUUGACCAGGGCUAGACCUGUGCGACAGCCCAGAGAAUGGUGGGAUGUCGAAGAAGAAGAUGAGUCUACGGAAUAA